This is a messenger RNA of Aspergillus glaucus CBS 516.65, 2046 nucleotides long. Its product is annotated as Zn(II)2Cys6 transcription factor. Gene Ontology annotation, biological process: DNA-templated transcription. The record is from RefSeq and is a predicted model, not a curated record. The coding region runs from base 1 to 2046 and encodes 681 amino acids. NCBI's taxonomy places the organism in Eukaryota, Fungi, Ascomycota, Eurotiomycetes, Eurotiales, Aspergillaceae. The transcript is spliced from 4 exons. Gene Ontology annotation, cellular component: nucleus. Gene Ontology annotation, molecular function: DNA-binding transcription factor activity, RNA polymerase II-specific; zinc ion binding; DNA binding.
AUGGACUAUUCACGUCCUUAUCGCUCAAAGCGUCAUCCCCCAUGCGAUCAAUGUCGUCGCAAGAAAUUGCGGUGCGAUAGGAACGCAGGAACUAUUUGCCAGCGAUGCCAGCAGCGCAACACGCCCUGUUCAUUUAAUCAGUAUCAACCAAGCGAGCCAUCUCCAUCGACUGUACUUCCGGGUUCUGUUCCUCCAGUCCCAGAGUUAGCUCCGACACCUGCUCCUGCUCCUGCUCCUGCACCGGUUCCGCCUGUUUUCAGUGGCUCUCCUCUAUUCCCCAUCGGGACUCCAAUUGAUCUCCCGUUCAACACUGAAGCCACGCCAGGGCGAUUCGGCCAGACUGUACAGACCCUUGAUCAACUUCCUGGUUUAUCAACUCAGGUAAUCGGUGCGUCAGGCGAAUCUGAUCCAUGGCUACUGCGACAUUGCCGGUUCGAUGAUCGUGGUUUUCUCCGGUUUCAUCAGGUUCAUUUUCGCAAUGCUGGAGGAGUUCCUCUUGACGAAAAAAUCCCGGUACAUUUUUUGGUGACGGUAGAAGGAUUGUAUGAUGCAUCCAAACAAGCCACAGGGUUUCCCAAAAGGGCACUUAUUCGGGAGGAACUAGAGUCAUUGUUUCCGUUGGAAUGUGGACAACGACUUGUGGCGCUCUUCGUCAAGUUCGUCUAUCCAACGCUCCCGGUUAUUUCAAGAUCACAGAUCGGAAUAUCGCCCUCACAACCAAUUCCCGAUCAACAAAUCCUUCGCAACACACCUGUCCACCUCUUAGCCGCCAUUUAUGCAUCCGCUCAACCAUUUGCCAAAUUCGAUGAAUAUCUGUGUUUUGUCAACGCAUACACCCAACCACCCACGGACCAAUUGUGGCGCAUGGUGCUGGAGCUUCUGUUGGAAGAAAUCCAUACACCUCAUUUGUCCGUGAUGCAAGCUGGCCUUCUCUACCUGCACAAACCACUCAAAAACAACGAACGCGCUCUCGCCGACAGUCCCUUUAUCUGGUCAUUUGUCGGGCUGCUGGUCGGUCUGGCAACGUCAUUGGGACUAACACUAGAAUGUCGUCCGAUGGGCUUACCAGCAUGGGAGAAACGGCUUCGUCGUAGGCUUUGGUGGGCGAUCUAUAGCGAAGAUAAAUGGCGUAGCCUGUUGAUGGGAAGGCCGCCAUAUAUCCGACACGACGAAUGGGAUGUGACGGACCUAGAUGACCAGGAUUUCAUUCUAGAUCGAUCGUCUGACGAUCAGGCACAGCAAGCUGGCUUACCCUUUCAGCAGUUUAGCCGGCUAUCGUGCAAAUCUAACGCGGACAGCUCCCUGCGAUUAUCACAGCGCCUUUCAUCAAACUUCUCCGAGUCCCUCCAUGUUGCUCGCGCUCUUCUCCAAAAGCUCAAAGACUGGUAUUCAGUUUUACCACCGCAACUCAAAUCACAGACAGGGCACUUCACCAUCGACGACCCAACACCAAAAUGCACCUCCACCAGUCUACACUUUGCAUACAUCCUCCUCGAAAUCUUCAUCUUCCGCGCCCUACUCCGCCCCCUAGUCCGUUCCGCAACACCGCCGCCACUCUUCGAAGAAGGCACAGAGCCACUACCGACAAUGGAAAUGCACGAUCCGGAGAGCUUCAACCUUGUCGACGAUUAUAUCUCGGAGAUUGUCGAAGCGGAAGAAAUCGAACCCGUACCGGCUAUUGAAAUGACACGCGAAACGGGUAUCGGGACCGUCAAGGCCGCGGAAAACUGUGCUGCCAUUAUGCUGCGGUUGGUGAUGCGGAUGGUGUGUAGUGAUUUGGCUGGAUUUUGGUAUUCUUGGAGUCGAAUCGGCUUCGCCACCGUCUCGAGCUUCAUGCUAAUAUUGGUCGUCCAGGCUCCCUCCAGAGAUCAUGCAAUCCGUGCAAGGCGACUGGUAUACAUGUGGCGGCAAGCACUACGUAGUCAGAGCAAAGGCUGUAAUUUGAUGGAUCUGGCUCUUGUCCGGUUAGACGGGAUACAUUGGACGGGAUUGAGUCGGAAUUUCUAUCUACCUAGACAUGUUGAAGAGGCGCUCAACACGGACUGA